CAGCAGCAGCAGCAGCAGCAGCAGAACCGGCCGCUGGAACUGCUCCGGUCGAACUACCGGGUGCAACUGAGGAGCCAAUCCAGGUUGCUCCUGAGGAAGUAAGAAUAAAAUAACUCACAUAUUUUCUCGGCCUCGAGCUUUCAAGGAGGGGGAAAGCCUCUAUUCAAUCAAUUGGCUGACACUUUGCUUUUUGAAGGAGGAUGAUAGGGGCGUUUUUGACGAAGCAGACUCCGCGCUAGGAGACGGUGAUAAUGCGAGCUCAACUGCUUCUUUGACCGAGAGCAUUCUCGAGUACCGCACUCUGCAUGGCCGUACGUACCAUAGCAGCAGACACGGAGCUGAGAAGUACUGGGGUCCGAACGAUGAGCGCUCCAAUGAAGCCAUGGACAUGAACCACCAUUUCAUGACCCUAUGUCUAGGCGGCAAGCUUCACCUUGCGCCUUUGAAAGAUGACAUUGAGAGAGUACUCGAUAUCGGUACUGCGACGGGCUUAUGGGCAAUCGACAUGGCGGACGCCUACCCGAACUGCGAGGUGAUCGGGACCGAUCUCUCCCCGAUCCAGCCGUCGUGGUGCCCUCCCAACGUGAAGUUCGAGAUCGACGACCUGGAGGAGCCGUGGACGUACGCGCCCAACAGCUUCGACUACAUCCACAUCCGGUACAUGGUCGGCAGCGUGUCGGACUGGACCAAGCUGUUCCGGCAGUGCUACACGGCGCUCAAGCCCGGCGGCUGGCUCGAGACCUACGAGCCCGAGGCCGACUACCGCAGCGACGACGACACCAUUCCGGCGGAUGCGGCGCUGUAUGUCUGGCGCGAUCUGUUUGCGGAGGGGGGCAAGAAGCUCGGACGCCCGUUCACGCCGGUCACGGAUGAUGUGCAGAGGAAGGGGGUGAUUGAGGCGGGCUUUACUAAUAUGCAUUCGAAAACUAUCAAGGUACCAAUAGGCGGAUGGCCAGCCGAUCCUAAGUUAAAGGAGAUCGGGCAGUGGUCUCAGUACACGCUCGAGCAAGAUUUAGAAGGCUUCGUCCUCUACAUGUGGAGCACAGUUCUCGAGCGGCCCCUAGACGAGAUGCAUGUGUUCCUGGCCAAGUUCCGCAAGGAGAUGCGCACGAGGUCGAUCCACUCGUACCUCCCGCAGGUGGUGGUGUGGGCGCAGAAGCCCCUUGAUGCGUAGAAACAGCUAGCUCUAGGGGGGUGGGGGAGGUUCAUGAUUCACGAAGCAAUAGUUUUUGUUAUGAGUACCUACUCUUUAUUAUUGGAUAUUGUCUUGUGUGAUAGCAGCUGGUAACUAGUAUAUAUUAUGCGCAGAGAAGGAAACGGUUGAAAAUACUUUUCCCCCUUAGUAGUGGGUACGGUCUAAGUCUGGGGAACAGCCAUUAGCCAUUACACACUCGUAUCUAUCAGGUAGGUACCUACCUACCCGAGUAGUGAAUGAGAUUUCUUCAUUAAACCUA
Molecule: messenger RNA, 1454 nt
Organism: Hypoxylon fragiforme
Lineage: Eukaryota; Fungi; Ascomycota; Sordariomycetes; Xylariales; Hypoxylaceae
Product: S-adenosyl-L-methionine-dependent methyltransferase
Exons: 8
Coding region: 383-1174 (263 amino acids)
Molecular function (GO): methyltransferase activity
Source: RefSeq, a predicted model, not a curated record